AUGGCUUCUACUCUUGAAAUGCCUGUGACGAGUUGCAAGUUCAUCGAUAUGAUUAUCUACCCGACGAUCGCUAAUCCGCCACCCCCAACUAUCAAUAGAUCCGGCCUUGAAGACGACAUCUCCGACCAGAUCGGAUCGAACGGGUCGACCCCAACGGGUGUCGCGACCCCCCAGCCUGAUCCCGCCGACAAGCGUUUGCCUUCCAUUAUGCACAACUACUUCCAGGUUGGUUCUUCCUCUGGUGAUAAGUCGAGUUUGCCGCGAUUCUGGUCAUACCUCUCGAGGCCCUCCUCGGUGGACCCCUCUCCAUCACAUGCCCUCCCUGAGACAUCUCCCGAUACCUCUGCAGCGAUGACUGCUACUGCCACUGCUUCUCUUCCCGCCACCACGACGUGUGACUCGGAUACUGCUUCCGAGUCACCGGUCUCGAUGGAGCAGAACUAUGGAGAGGAGAGGAAGCAAUCAGAGGCGCUGCCCAUGGCCAACCCGCCUACCCCUCCACAUUCGUUGCUCCAAACGGAGCCGGACGAGAUGGACCUCGGGUCAAGUCUCGACCACAGUGAUGGGUCCUCCUUGCUUCAUAUGUUGAAGAAAUAUCUCGCCCCGCCCGCAUCAUCUACCCCUCCUUCCCGACGGCAAACUUCUCUGCCAGUCUCGAGUGUCUCUGAUGACCCCGUCCUUGCCACGCACUUUUCCAACCCAUCCGUUCCGUCUGCUUCUUCUUCGCUACCUUCUCCUCCUGAUGAUCUUGCUACCGCUGCUGCUGCUCCCGGUCUCGCCACCGGAGAUCUCUACACUCCCUCCGCAGCUCCUCUUCUUGGCCAUGAGUUGCCACCUGUUUCUGUAUCUUCCGAGAACCUGGCCAAGCUGACUCAAAACGCGCCCGAUGUGGCGCGUCUCAAGAACACCCCGCCCUUGACUCCUCGGGCCAUGUCCAACGAGGAUGAAUCGGCCAAUAUCAAGGCCACCGAACCCGCUCCCCGCGCAGAUGAAUCCGAGGAAUCGCCGGUCAGCGAGAUUCCGGCGGCCGAACAACCCACCCCCACGGAUAGCAUGGACAGCUCCGCCGACGAGAUCGCCGAGAAACUCGACGAAGCGUUCCCCCGCAGAUCUAGCUCGGUACCCCAGAAUGGAGCGCCCGUGGGUCCGAUCAAAGGCAAGCUGAUUGUGAAGAUCACCGAGGCGCGCGGGCUGCGCCCCAGUUUCGAUCCUUACGUCGUGUGCGUUUUCGAGUGGAACGAGUACAUUUCCAAGGGGGCUCGCUCAGGCGAGGAGGAGAAGAAACGGCGGCAGAUGCAGUCGGAUGCGGACGCCCGUGUUUCCAUGGCGAUUCCCAUGAAGAGUCGUCAGAGCAGUUAUAACAGUGCGGUGGAGGGCCAGGAUCACAAAGGUCGCACUGCCGUAACGGAUCCUCAUUGGGAUCACGAAGCCGUCUUGAGACCAAUCCGAGGUGGACGUGACGGUCUAUGA
Penicillium diatomitis is the source of this 1470-nucleotide messenger RNA. It is a transcript of the gene schA, whose product is annotated as serine/threonine protein kinase SCH9. The coding region runs from base 1 to 1470 and encodes 489 amino acids. The transcript has 3 exons. The record is from RefSeq and is a predicted model, not a curated record. NCBI's taxonomy places the organism in Eukaryota, Fungi, Ascomycota, Eurotiomycetes, Eurotiales, Aspergillaceae.